AUCAUGGCGGAUGAUAGUCGGUGUAACAGAUAAACCAGACAAUAUUUUACUGUUUGCUCGAUUUCCUGGGUAUAUUGAACAUCCAGCCUCAGCCGUUUUGUCGACAUUGCAACCCUCGACUGCACAUUAUUGACUUUUACAGUACAGAUGGCCUUGACCUCUAAUUGAUGUGCAUGGCCGGACUGUGGGACGUCGAGGAUGCGGCUGAAACGUACUCACCUGGUGACCGUCGUCAUCGGUGUCUUCCUCUCCUGGAAUAUUCUCACAUACUACAUGCUGGUUUCUAAGCAACCAGGAAAAGUCACUGAUGUUCAAGGAAAAGAAGCUUUAGAAUCACGGCUUGGUAAACUUGAGAAGGACUUAUCAAGUCAGCUUGCGGAAAAUGAGGAGCUACUUCAAAAGCUUCGCCAUCUCAAGGAGGAGGCAGACCAGAGAAAAAAUGUUCCUGUAAGAGAUAACAAGGAUGAGGCUCACCCGAACCAGAUCGCCAUCCUGAUGAUCGCGUGUGACCGGGUGACUGUUAGCCGCAGUCUCGACCAGCUCAUAAAAUAUCGUCCACCUGGUGACAAGUUCCCGAUCGUGGUCAGUCAGGACUGCGGCCACCAACAGACGGCGGAUGUCAUAGAUGGAUAUGUCAAGAAACAACUUGUCAAACAUGUCAAACAACCUAAUUUAGCCAACAUCAACCUUCCCUGGCCACAGAAGAAGUUUGUUGGCUACUAUAAAAUAGCCCGCCAUUACAAGUGGGCUUUAAACCAGAUAUUUACGGUCUUCAACUAUUCCACAGCCAUCAUUGUAGAAGACGAUUUAGACAUAUCACCAGAUUUCUUUGAAUACUUUGCUGCGACGCACCGUGUGAUGAAGACUGACCCUAUGUUGUGGUGCGUGUCUGCCUGGAACGACAACGGCAAGGAGAACAUGGUUUCUGAGAACUCCGAGCUGCUGUACAGGACAGACUUCUUCCCCGGCCUGGGCUGGAUGAUCGAGCGAGCCACCUGGCUGGAGCUGGAGCCCAAGUGGCCAGACACGUUCUGGGAUGACUGGAUGCGGCACCCAGAGCAGCGGAAGGGCCGGGAGUGUAUACGCCCCGAGAUCUGUAGGACAAGUACGUUUGGCAAGAAGGGGGUCAGCAAGGGGUUAUAUUAUGAGAAACAUUUAAAGUUCAUCAAGUUAAACCAGAAGUAUGUGCCUUUCACACAACUAGAUCUUUCAUAUCUGGAGAAGGAGCGUUAUGACACUGAGUUUGUAAAGCAUGUGUACGAGUCCCCGCUGUUGUCCGUGGCCGAGGUCGUCAGUCAGAGCAAGAGUGAUUACGGGACAGUCAGGGUACAGUACAACACGAAAGAUGAAUUCAAAAGUCUCGCCAAAAAACUUGGAAUCAUGGAUGAUUUCAAGGCUGGUGUACCUCGAGCAGCUUAUAGAGGCGUCAUCAGCUUUAUGUAUAAGGGUAGGAGGGUCUUCCUUUCACCUCCCCCGAACUGGAGUCAGUACGACCCCAAGUGGAGCUGACCAAUGACAGCCCGGGAGACUGCUGGACGCAUCAUCCAAUGAAAACCACACAGAGGUGAUCCAAGAAUACCAUGAACCAAUCAAGUGCUGUGUUACAUAUUUAGAGUGUCUGUGAGUGAAAGGAGCGUAUCCGAGGUUUCGAGUGGUGACAGGGUCAUGUUGCAUUCAUGACAGUGAAAUGAAUCUUAGUUGCUCAGGAGUUCCCACUACUUCAAUAUUGAUUUUCCUUGAACAGUUUGAACCUAUCAACAGCUUGUUCCUACAAGCCUUGUGUGUACUGUAUUUCCUUGACUAUAGUGUGCAUCCAAGCAUAAUGCACACAUCCAUAGAGGAUGCAGUAUUUCGGAGAAUUUGGGGGGGGGAGUAUUCGUAGUCCAAAACUACGUCGUAUUCCACUUAGGUGAGAAGCAUUUUUUAUAAAUUUUGGAGACCUUUUUUCAGGUACUGGACCCAAUUUCAUUAGUUU
Molecule: messenger RNA, 1975 nt
Organism: Haliotis rufescens (red abalone)
Lineage: Eukaryota; Metazoa; Mollusca; Gastropoda; Lepetellida; Haliotidae
Product: alpha-1,3-mannosyl-glycoprotein 2-beta-N-acetylglucosaminyltransferase-like
Exons: 12
Coding region: 199-1509 (436 amino acids)
Biological process (GO): protein N-linked glycosylation
Cellular component (GO): Golgi apparatus
Molecular function (GO): alpha-1,3-mannosylglycoprotein 2-beta-N-acetylglucosaminyltransferase activity
Source: RefSeq, a predicted model, not a curated record